This is a messenger RNA of Phoenix dactylifera (date palm), 1143 nucleotides long. Its product is annotated as binding partner of ACD11 1. NCBI's taxonomy places the organism in Eukaryota, Viridiplantae, Streptophyta, Magnoliopsida, Arecales, Arecaceae. The record is from RefSeq and is a predicted model, not a curated record. Gene Ontology annotation, molecular function: RNA binding.
CAUAGACCUUCUACCAACUCCCAGUGUUUUUCUUUUCCUUUGUUGCUGAGCGGUUUGGGGUUUCCGAGUGAGUGAGAUGGCCAUGUCGGCAAGGACAGUAAAGGUCAGCAAUGUUUCCCUAGGUGCAUCUGAGCAAGAUAUAGAAGAAUUCUUUUCCUUUUCUGGUAACAUUGAAUAUGUUGAAAUGCGAAGUGGUGAUGAGCGGACACAGGUUGCUUAUGUCACCUUUAAAGAACCACAGGGAGCAGAGACUGCCCUUCUUCUUUCGGGUGCAACAAUAGUUGAUAUGUCGGUCAUCAUUACGCCAGCCCCAGACUACCAACUGCCUGCCGCUGCUUCAUCCCCACCCGCGUCAAAAGAUGCUAAGGCUGUCGGGGUUGCUGAAUCUGCUGUUCAAAAAGCUGAAGACGUCAUCAGCGCCAUGCUUGCUAAGGGCUUUAUCCUAGGCCAAGAUGCUCUCAACAAAGCAAAGGCUUUUGAUGAGAAGCACCAGUUCACAUCCACAGCAGGUGCCAAAGUCUCAUCCCUGGACAAGAAGAUUGGGCUGAGCGAGCAAAUCAGCAUGGGCACUUCUGCUGUCAAUGAAAAGGUCAGGGAAAUGGAUAAGAAGUUUCAGGUUUCUGAGAAGACAAAGUCAGCCUUUGCAGCUGCCGAGCUGAAGGUCAGCAGUGCUGGGUCAGCCAUUAUGAAGAACAGGUUUGUUUUCACUGGGGCAUCAUGGGUGACCGGUGCUUUCAACAGGGUGGCCAGGGCAGCAAGUGAUGUUGGAUCAAAGACAAAAGAGAAAGUUGCUGCUGAGCAAGAACAUGAGAGCUUGGAGAAUGACUUUGCAAAGGUUCAUCUCUCUGAGACUCCGCCAGCUGCGACGGGUGAGCAUUCUAACAAGCCUGCACCUGCUCAAGGAUUGAUCCUAUGAGUUUUUGUAUAACAGAAAAGGACAUGGUUUUGUGUAUUCAGUUUCUAGUGGUGAACAUAGAAUCAGUCUUCUGUGAAUUGGUUGAUGUUGUUUAAUAACUUGUGUAGCUCUUUGUUAUUAUCAUCAGGUCGAAGACGUGUGCAAAGAAUAGGUAGCUCAUAGGUACAAAUAUGUCUCUCUGUAUUUCCUCCCUGAUGCAUCAUUUUAAACCCUGACCUUUCUACCUU